UGCUCGCGACACGACAUACUGCGCAGGAGGACUUCUAACCAGGAAAGAAUACUUGAGUAGAUGUCGUCCGAAGUAUUUCGUGAAAUGAAGUUAAAAUGUAGUAAAUUCAAGCCAAAAUGAGCAAUUUGGUUAAACUAAUUGACGAUUAAAAGGGGAAGGUUAUGGAUUUAAAGCCGGUCGUCACAUAUUAUGGGGAAGAGAAUUUGUGUGUCAAACUUUCUCAAGAGAUUGAACGACGCCUUCCGAAAAAGCCUAUCGACUGGAAGAGAACAUACAGCAGGGCACUGAAAACUGUUUGUUUAAAGGCAACAUUUACGAAGUUUAAUUCAGAUCAACUAGAAGCAACCAAUGAUGGGACUGUCAGCAAACAACCAUUUCUUCAUCUGUACUGGACAUCAUGUAUGGAGAAUGAUGAAUUUAGAAAUGGAAUCAAGCAAAAAAUUAUAAACUGGCAGGAAAAUCUCAAAUCAAGAGAUAUAAAUGAUUGGCUUAUAAUCCAGGUUGUUACACAAGAUUCUCAAGCAACAAGAAGUAGAAUCACUCUCCCAAGAAGCAGUGUCUUUGACAAAAUCAAGAAUGAUCUGUGUGGCAAGGACAUAAAAAGGGUUGCCCAGCUAUGGCAGCCGGACAAGGAGGGCCUCUUUACAAAAUCAGGUGAAUCAUGGGAAGCAUUGCUGACACAACUUAGGCAGCUGCUAUUGGAUUCCCUUAGCAAGCAUGUUACUAAGUUUGAGGAAAAAGUACGGCAUUUACGUGAGAAGUACUCCGAACCAAGCUGGUCUUUCAUCGAGUAUCUCAAACUCAAUGAAGAGCUGGCCACCAUUUUGAAAAGUGUCACACUUCAUGAAGAGGCACUGGUACAGUAUGAUGAACUAGAUGCUCUGUUUUCACAAUUUGUCGUCAAUGGAAACAUAAAAGGGAUCCCUUCCUGGAUGGAGCAAUUUACAAAGCGACCAGACAGUUGGGAUGGAGUUUCAUUGCAAAAACAGGCUGUCAAAUAUUAUCGCGAUGCAGUUUACGAAGGCCGAGCAUCGCUAUUAGAACUUAGAAACUACAUUUUCAUUCGGCAGUGGCAAAUGCUUAUCAAAAUAAACAGAAGUUGGGAUGUCGCUCAUCGACUUCUGGAGUUUUUGUUUACGGUUGUUAAUGAAAUUAAAAUCCUGUUGCCCAAACUCUCGGCGAGUAUUCCUGCGUGCUGGGUUAUUUCAUCCUGUCUUGAAUACAUCAAAUUUGUCGAAGAGAAAGAGAUCACACAUCAAACUGUAAUGUCACAUUUGGCUCAAAUAUUUGACUAUGCAAGGGAAAAGCUUCUUUUUAUCGGCAAAGAAUGCAGUCUACUUCCUACUGGGCAACGUGAUGAUGCUAUGGUAAGAAAGCUUACUGAAGGUUUGUGCAAGAGUCAGGCUUCCAAGGAAGGUGUUGAUUUCGGUUCGAAAUCGCUGAUGACGUCAAUGAACUCACAAGAGAACUACGAUAAACUUUACCUACGAAUCUGUGGGAAAACAAAGACUUUGUACCAAAAUGUCCGAAGGUAUCGAUUCGCUAGCCGGGUUGGUGUUGAUAUUGCAAAUUUUUACAUGAUGAAAAAGAAAUAUGCAAGUGCUGAAAAGCAGCUAACAGUGGCUCUUCACGAAUACCGCCAGUCAAAAUGGACGAACUUAUCCAUAGACGUGUUGGAGCCGCUUGCCACUUGCCACAUUAAUUUGAAUUCAUUUGAUCGCUAUUUGUGUUCGCUGGCAUCAUUGUCUUGUGCUUGUACUUUGUCGGUGGAAAAACGGCUGAUGUAUGCCGAUAUGUUCUUAGGCAGCGUUCAUAACGAGGCAGACCAUUUUCACACGAUAAGUACCGAUCCAGUUAUUGGCUUAGAGCAAGUGCAAAUCGACUUGACCAAAGAGAUAGGCCAUAUCGGGGAAAUCAUUCGCGUAAACCUAACUUUGAGAAAUAAUUUACUGAAAGAGAUCACAAUAGACGAUAUAGAAAUCAGAAUGCAAUACACCGAGACCGACCAAGUUCGACUGUCAGAGGUUGACUCGGGUUUGAAUAUUUCAGAAAAAAAUGCAAACGAAAUGGGUUGGUCGGAAGUUUUUGAUCAAUCGGAUGAAGUUUCGAAUCCCAGCACACCUAAGUCUACUAUAUUCCAGAGAAUAAAAUCGAGAAGACACAAACAGAAGGAGGUCUUUGACAAUGCAAGUACCAAUGAUUUUGCAGAUAACGUAAUCGAGAGAGGAGCUUAUGUAACUCCGAACGAGGCAGAAAUGACGCUAAAUAGAGGUCCUUUGAAUAAAAUAUUUGACGAAAGGGGGUCAGCUGCAUCACUUGGCGAGUACCGGCCUAAAACUUUGGCGGAAAUUGCAAAACAGUUACCCCGCACAAUGAGCCUAGGAGAUGAGCUCUCUGGAGCUAAAUCAGAUAGCUCUGCAGAGCCGAUUGCAAUUCCAAACGGGGGGCUUGGCUGUCGUUGUGACUCUUCUGCUGGCUCGCUAUCACUUGUAUCUAUCUCCAGCGACAAGGAAGGUUCGUCUUUUGAGGGCCUUUCUGAAAAUUCUAAGCUUGAAGAAAGCCCGAGUUUAUUUUAUAGACGGAAAAUGGUAUCAUUUAUGAACGAGAAAGCCCGAAGUUCUUCCGCAGCAGAACUAGCAGCCAGCGAAGAGGAUCCCACUGGUCUUGAUACGAAUGAUCUUCGUAGUACUGUUGACGAUACGUUACCUAAUGGCGAGAUGGAACUUGAAACAGAGGCACUUUCAGAAGUUGUUGAGCCGGAUGCUAAUGAUGAAACAGAUCGAGGCAAAAUCGCAGAAAAUGACGAGGUAAAAUCAGACGACCGAAAUCUUCCACAAGCUGACAAUGAAUACGAAAUGGAGAAAAAAGUUGGUGGAAUGGUUGGCCUAGACCUAGGUUCAGUUUCAGAAGCCAGUGACUGUGGCGAAGAUGAAGCAUUGGAAAAUGGGCUUGUAAUGAAACCAAGCGAGAAAGACGAUGUUUUUGACGACGUAAUGGAAGAGGAUAUAGGCGUCAUGUCGGAAAUCGAAGAAGAAACUGAACCAGCAAAGUCGUUGAGAGCUGGAACCACGAAACUCGCCGUUGGUGAAAAUGUAGUAACUUUAACUGCAAAGGUGAUGCACGUUGGGCGCUAUCACUUGCAUACGUUGAAAUGCAAAAUUGGCAAUGUGAUACUGAUGAAGUUGAUGAAUUUGCCCCAGAAGUCAAGAGCUUUCUUCGUUAUAUCAGAUCCACCCAAAUUUUGUUGGACGUCAAAUCAUCUUUCGAGCUGUCUGUUGCUUGGCAACAAACAGAGAAUUCAUGUUACUCUAUCAAAUGGUCCUGGUUUUAUUCCUGCAUCGUCUGUCGUCCAGUUAUCGUCACCCACUGGUCUGGUGUUUAGUCAUGUGCCUCCAAGCUCUGUACUUGUAUACUGGCCAAACCAAAAGGACGACCCUAAAGAAGGUGCUAUGCAGAUCGAAGUGGAAAGUUCUAAAGCGAACGAGGCAAUAAUGUAUUUGCCGGAAUGUGGACCUUACAAAAUGGUUGAUUUGUAUUUCGAUGUUACAGCGCCUGUCGAGAAUGCUGAUUUGUUUGGUCAUAUGGCCAGACAUGAGGUAACCUUGAAUUGUCUCUGGUUAUCAGACUUAAUAGACGCAAAAAGCAAUCUUGAAAGCAUUUUUUACGAACCGUUUAGCUUCGAGCACGAUGCUUUUUUCAGCACAGCCGGGAACUUUGUUCGAACUGUUUUAAAGAACGUGAAUCAGCUGCAGAUUGACGUCAUCGAUCCAAUCCUCGAAUGCCUAAACGCAGAAUCAGUUACCUUCAGUCUUGUUCCAUGCGACAUUCAAAUGAAUAUAAAUGCAAACGAAGAAAUUAGCUUCAUUUGGAAAACAGACAAUAUUGGGAAUGAAACAGAAAAGCCUCCAAUUUUGAUAUGUCGAUUGAAGGUGAACUUUAAAACCGAGGAUCAAGAAGACAUGGGCGGGUUUAGUAAACAAUUUGAAGUCGCAAAUACCACGCCUAGUUUUGGGGUGACAACAAAAGUUGGGGCAGAUGAAGACGGCUUUUUGGUGAAGGGUAAACCCUAUCCUAUUGAAGUAACAAUCACAAAUAUUGGCAAGCUGUCGAGAAGCUACCACAACGGAAAGCUGUUUUGCAAAAUUGUUGACAACGAUCAAUGGAAAUUUAACGAUGACGUUGAAUGCCGAAAAUUUGAACUGCACGACAACGAUGAUUGCUUCUGUAGUUUUACUACUUCAGCAACACCAUAUAGAAGUGGACAGUUAAGGCAUCCUGAUAUUGUGUUAUCAAAAGUGCUAGAAAAUGCAGCUGCAGGUUCACCGGACAACGCCUGCCAUGUUAAAAAGCAUAGAGUUGGCUCCAGCGUGACAAAGGACAAGUUAUCUUCGAGCAGACGAACUUCGGCAAGCACAGCUGAUGAUGUAGCACAUUCAUUUCCAUCCGGAGAAGUUCUCUACACCAGUUGUGGCGUAUUUGUUAACGUGCGAUGUCCAACCAAACAGGAAACUACCGUGUAGACAAUAAAACAGACAAUUGGCAAGGGGAUUCGAAUAAUGGUGCAUUAAUCUAUAGCCGGCAUGGAGUUAGUUCAAUUUUCUUAAAUUUUAUAUUGUAGUUUAAAGCUGAUAGAGGUUUAGACUUUAUUUUGCUUGGUCAUCUUAGCCUGUAAUUUGCUGCCAGUGAGCCCGGUUGCAUUCAAGUUAUGAGUUCCAGUGCUUCAGAUUAUGAGUCCGGUUGUAUCAGAUUAUAAUCCAGUUGCAUCAGAUUAUGAGUCCGGUUGCAUCAGAUUGUGAGUCCGAUGGCAUCAGAUUUUGAGUCCGGUUGCAUCAGAUUAUGAAUUCAGUUGCAUCAGAUUGUGAGUCCGAUGGCAUCAGAUUUUGAGUCCAGUUGCAUCUCUUCGUGAGUCCCGUCGAAUCUACACAUCACCCAAGUUGCAAUCUGUAAAUGUCUUUGUUCAAAUACCCCAUAUACAAUUUUUUUUUGAAUCUGGCAGCGGUUAAUCGUUGUCUAGGUGGAGGCAUGCAUAUUGUCUCAAGGCAUUUCCAAGUUUAGAGGUUUAUUUUGAAAGCAAAAUGAAGGAAAUUGAUAGGCCAUCUGUGCAAUUACAUUCUUUUUCUGUUUUCUUUAUACUGUUCGCUCAAAAAUUUGCGUUCCUAAGGAAUUUUUCGGUUAAGGUUCCUUAGCAAUUUUUCGUGAUAAUGGAAUUUUGAGCUUUAACCAAAGAUAUAUUCAAGGCCUUUUGAAAUCUUUUAUUGUGUAGUUGCAGCCAUUUUCGGUACCAGACUCCUGGCAUCUCUCAUUCUUCUGAAAGCAUUUGAAAGUAAAGUAUUUGCUUUAAAAGAUUGUGAAAAGACUUUUUGUAAGAGAUUUUAUUAUUGUAGUUAAACUGCAAUAAAUGCUUGGUGUAUGCACUAUUUUGGGGAAAUUGGUUUUCCUUGUAAACCUAAUUGAAAUGAUUAUUUCGAUGUUUAACACCGAUGUUAGAUUAUUGAGAAUUAACUGAAAUUCGUAAUUAAGAUUGUUCGCUACUUUUCAUAGGUUUUGAAUGAAAAUUGCGGUUUGUU
Molecule: messenger RNA, 5567 nt
Organism: Rhopilema esculentum
Lineage: Eukaryota; Metazoa; Cnidaria; Scyphozoa; Rhizostomeae; Rhizostomatidae
Biological process (GO): early endosome to Golgi transport; intra-Golgi vesicle-mediated transport
Cellular component (GO): TRAPPII protein complex
Source: RefSeq, a predicted model, not a curated record